AUGGGCGUCACACUGUCUGCACACUCAUCGCUCGCCCCAAUCUCGCUCGCAAGCACUAUUAUUGGCUUUGUCUCAUUUUCCUUUACUGUUGCUACCCUACUGCGUGUCUUUUGGGGCAAUAUCACAACGGUUCUCAAUGCUCAUGACGAGAUACACGACCUCCUGGGCACCCUUCGAGUUCAAUUGUAUGAAGAACGACAAUCUUUACGAAAUCUGCGACGCCAUAAUAAAGAAUGGGGCAAGCGACGCCGCCCCAAAGGUCUUCCCCUCCCUCGUCUCGACGACUUGACCAUCAGGUCUAUGCAGGAUACUCUCCGCCAUCUCACACGGAGGUUUAAAGCACUCGAACGUCCUUUCCUUGACAAAGAUACUGCCUCUGGCCGCCGCAGAUAUCGCAAAAGCUUCCCACCAAAUUCGAGGGACACGUGGGACUCUGAGAAAGGACUUCGCAGCCAAGAACGGGAAUGGGAUAGAGAACUCGAUGACGAGGAUGAUCCGAGAACUCAAGGAGACGUCUACUGCCAUGUCACUCUAGGCAAACGCAUUCUUUGGGUUCGUCAAAGGUCUGAUGCGCUUGCCAUCAUAGAAGCGGUCAGUCGUCUCCAAACCAGGAGAACUGCAAGACAGGUCGGUGAGAUCGCUGUCGCAUUGUACGAGUAUGGAGAUACGAUAGAGAGUAUGGACGAGGGUAUGCAGGAGAUCGAGGCCCGCUUCAGCAAAAUUGUCGGCAUACGGAGGGUGACCUAA
Molecule: messenger RNA, 747 nt
Organism: Aureobasidium melanogenum CBS 110374
Lineage: Eukaryota; Fungi; Ascomycota; Dothideomycetes; Dothideales; Saccotheciaceae
Exons: 1
Coding region: 1-747 (248 amino acids)
Source: RefSeq, a predicted model, not a curated record